ACAUCCACGAACCGAAGGACAUUAUUUAGGUUCCUCGCGUGCAGCUUACUCUAAUGCCGUUAAAUUCUCUCCAUGCUAAAUUUUAGAUAAAUUGGUCUGGCAUAACAUUUGGUGGUAAAGAUGCCGCAAAAUAGCAUAAUUCGCUUAUUUCACCCGUUCUGCUUACUUGCUUGUUUGUCCACCCUUUUACAAGUGACGUACUGCGGCAAAAUUCCUUCUGAGGAGACGCUGGUCUUUCCGAAACUUCUUGAGAGCCGUAACGACAAAGGGACAAAGGUUCUCAAGAUAAACGAUGCUCUCACACUGAACUUGGAAAAGAGUUCUGUCAUGAGUAAGGAGUUUUUACUCCGGACCUAUCAAGGACAUGUUAUGCAGCACACUUACCUCGACGGACAAGCACUGGAAGAGGACUUAUAUCAUGACUCACAGCGUUUCGCAUCCGUAAUUGUGUCCGAAGAAAAUGGAUUAGAAGUGGAGGGUGUACUCGGUCCUAAGUUUGCCAUAAAGCCAGUCAAGGGUCAAGCAAGGUCGGCUGGAUUAGGGGAUGUGCCACAUAUUAUCUACAAAAUUGAAGACCACGAAGGAGUCUUCGCGAGAACAGGUAAUGCUUGUAAAAAUGUUAGUGAAAGAGCGAAGCACAACAUCUCUGAAAGGCAGAACCAAAAUGGCGCCAGACCAGCGAUUAUAUAUCCAGAAUUAUUGAUUAUGGUCGACAGCACCUUUAGAGCGCAGUUCAGGACGGAAUACACCUUGCUGAAGUAUUUAAUAAUCACUCUAAACUCCGUGAAUGUGCGAUACCUGACGGUAUCAAAUCCAUCUGUGAGAAUCAAGUUUUGUGCGAUGGAAAUCCUUACUGCAGCUGCAGAGAGUUUCCUGACACGUUCUGGAAAUUAUGUUCAAGGCAUUCGGUCACUUCAAGGUCUGCGAGACCAUGUUCAUAACAACACUGAAAAAUAUGGAAUAUACGACGGCGUUUACCUUGUAACCGGGCUUGACAUGGCUGAGUACUCCUAUUAUGGCUGGAAUGGGAACUUGCUCGGCUAUGCGUAUAUUGGGGGUAUCUGUAGCUGGCAGAAAGUUGGCUAUGGUGAAGACUCUGUGGGAACGUUCAAAGGCAUCCGGAUACUGGCCCAUGAAUUUGGACACUUGCUUGGUUGCCCCCAUGAUGGCACUUCGAGCGGCUACUAUACCUCAGUGAGCUGCCCCUGGAAUGAUGGCUUCCUCAUGAGCUACAUGGAAACGGACAGCAGAAGCAUGAAGUUUUCUCACUGUUGCAACGAAAUGAUCACUUGGCUUGCAUGGUCCGACCGCGGCAAAUGCCUGCUAACCGCCAGCGCGAAGAGGAAAAUCAGGAAGAAGUACUUUGUGAAGCUCUUUGUUGGAAACAUAAUGACCAGAGACCAGAUGUGCAGGCUCUCGUUUCCUAAUGUCGCAGAGACCCGUUUUAUCCCUGACUACAGCGGCAAUGAGAAUUGCAUGGCAAGGUGCUUCAUGCCUAAAUCAGUUUAUGGUUAUGAAACAUAUAUGCCAACGUUUCUCCCAGACAACUCUCCUUGCAAGGAAAACAAUGGGACUAUCUGCAGAAACGGCGACUGCGUCCAACAGAAGCUCAGGCGAAUCCAAUACCGACCAUACUAAUGAAUGCAUCAUUAAA
Messenger RNA from Dermacentor silvarum, 1654 nucleotides. RefSeq names its product venom metalloproteinase 2-like. Gene Ontology annotation, molecular function: metalloendopeptidase activity. The coding region runs from base 121 to 1638 and encodes 505 amino acids. Gene Ontology annotation, biological process: membrane protein ectodomain proteolysis. Lineage: Eukaryota; Metazoa; Arthropoda; Arachnida; Ixodida; Ixodidae. The transcript has 14 exons. The record is from RefSeq and is a predicted model, not a curated record.